Molecule: messenger RNA, 276 nt
Organism: Auxenochlorella protothecoides
Lineage: Eukaryota; Viridiplantae; Chlorophyta; Trebouxiophyceae; Chlorellales; Chlorellaceae
Exons: 1
Coding region: 1-276 (91 amino acids)
Source: RefSeq, a predicted model, not a curated record
AUGAGCCCCACCAGCCGCGUGUGCAGCUCCUCCUCGAACUUGGCAAACUCCGCCAGCGCGGCGUUCAGUUUGUCAGUCUUGUGCUGCAGCGUGCGCACCACAUCGUCCAGCCGCGCCUCCUGCUUGGCGUCGGUGGCGCGCUGGAGCUUGGCGCGCGCCGCCGCCUCCUUCACCGUCAGGUCGGCCACAGUGCGGCGCCGGGAGUCCACCUCCAGCCGCAGGUUCUCCAGCUCCCGGUUCUUGGACACCAGCGUGUCAUACAGACUCAGCCACUGA